GCGGUGCUGAUGCAGAUUCGGAGCAGUGCCGAAAUGAACGCCACUGGCGUGUCGGGCACUCCCUACGGAACCAACCUCGGAGGAUGGCUCUGCCUUGAAGACUGGUUCUUCUCUGGCUUUGCCGGGCGCUUCGUGUCCACCAGCGACAACAUAGGCCAGGGUGCUUGUCUCCCACCGCUGCUCCAGGGUGGUGAGAAGCCUUGGCCUUCCGAGGGCGUCCUGACGCAUCGGCUUGCCAAAACGUAUGGCAAGAAGUUUGCGGCGCAGGUGUUCAUGGCGCACAGGAAUGACUUCAUUAAUCCCAGUGACCUGCAGGCCAUGAAAGACAUCGGCAUCAAGACGGUGAGAAUCCCUGUCAUGUGGACUCUCUUUGCAGAUGCCCUCGCAGUCAUCGACAAGGAGGCUUACGGUUCGCACGAUCCAGACAAGGACACGGUGAUUGUCCCCGACCCGUACUACACCGAGAACAUCUCCUACGCGACCAUCCCGCGAAAUCUUCUGGAGUCGCUCUUCAUCCAGGGCAACGAGCUGGGCCUGAAGUUCCUGCUG
Messenger RNA from Symbiodinium necroappetens, 549 nucleotides. NCBI's taxonomy places the organism in Eukaryota, Dinophyceae, Suessiales, Symbiodiniaceae. The record is from the annotation of a GenBank genome assembly.